Messenger RNA from Hemicordylus capensis (graceful crag lizard), 4748 nucleotides. RefSeq names its product adhesion G protein-coupled receptor G2 (gene ADGRG2). Gene Ontology annotation, molecular function: G protein-coupled receptor activity. The transcript is spliced from 28 exons. Bases 136 to 3984 code for a protein of 1282 amino acids. Gene Ontology annotation, biological process: cell surface receptor signaling pathway; adenylate cyclase-activating G protein-coupled receptor signaling pathway. The record is from RefSeq and is a predicted model, not a curated record. NCBI's taxonomy places the organism in Eukaryota, Metazoa, Chordata, Lepidosauria, Squamata, Cordylidae. Gene Ontology annotation, cellular component: membrane.
GGCUCGGCUUGGGACCGCCUUGACGCCAGAAAGAGGGGCGAGAGACGGACAGAAAAACGCCGCUCCCGGUCUCAUUAGUAGUCAAGGGACUCCGAGGCAGAGGGACAAACUCUGGAGCCGCCCUGAGUUGCUGGAAUGAGGAUGAUGGUGUGUGGAGUACACAACAGCUGUGCUGACAGGGUAUGGGGAUGCUUACUCAAAUGCAAGAUUUCUUUCUCUCUCCUUUUGCUUCAUUUGUUUCUGGCAGCUUCAGGCAAAGCUCAGGAUGGGUUUUUUGGACAAUACAGAGCUGUUUUUAAUACUUCAUGUGAUGAAGUCUGGACUUUGUCAGCUACAACUAUUGUGCCUACCCUUGAAAACUUCACAGUUUGCAUUUAUCUUAAACUAUACAAUACAAAAAAUCCUUGGACAGCAUUUGUCUACAAGACAGAAGAACCUGGUGGCAAUCUGUCAGCAGACCACUAUGAACUAGGACUUACAGGAGAGCAUGACAAAUUGACAGUCUGGAUAUUUGGCAAAGAAAUCACUGUGCCAGAAAAACUGGAUAACAAUACCUGGUAUCAAGCAUGCAUAGAAUGGAGAGGCAAAGAUCACGAAAUGAGUUUGUACAUAAAUAACGAAGAGAAAAAAACUGAAAAUAUAUCUAAAACUGGAAAGCUUAUUGCGAAAGGGCAGCUUUUACUUGGCUGUUCCCAGAAGCCAGGCACAUCCUCAUCUUCUCCAGUAGGAAUGGUCGGUGAACUGUACAUGUUCAGAAUGUGGGCUAGAGCAGAGAUGAAUAACACUCAAGAUUGCCAUGAUGGUAGCAUUAUACGCUGGAGAAAGAAUUACUGGGUCUAUAAUAAGACCGCACAAUACAGCAGCUCUUUGCCUUGUGCCAACCUUGCAAGAUGGGGGAAAGCUUCAGGAACUACACUUGCAGAUUCCUCCAUUGUCACUUUUGUCACCUAUCCUAACAGUGCGACAGAUUCAUCUUCCAUUGAAUCUUUCAGUUCUGCAGAAACGGCUAAUGUGACUGAACUUAAUUUCUCACCAACAGCUGGAAUGAAAGUUCAAUACAAUCAUGUGUGUAACUUAUCAGCCCUCUGUAAAGACACAGUCUUCUACACGGGCACUAUGAAAUUUCAGACCAGCAAAAACAGCUCAAAAGAUUCAUAUAAUCUCAAAUUACAUUUUCCUGGAGAUAACACCAGUCAGUACCAAUUAACAGUUCCUCCGAUCAUACUGGAGACUGAGGAAUUUGACAUUUCAGAUUUCAACAAAACACUUCAGAAUUUAAGUGAGUCAUCCAUUAUGCAGUGUCGUGCAGAAAAUGAAAGUGCAACAGAUUGCAGUUUCAUAAUAAAGCUGGAGAAAAAAAUGAAUAUAAGACAGAUAUUGGCAAAUUUACAAGCAAAAGCAGAACUUAGCCCAAUUGAGCUGUGCUGCUGUUCAACUUUGCAUCCUAACUCUUGUCCCUCUACUGCUAAAGAGCUGCAAUUGCUGCAGUGUGGUGUGCAUGAACCAGUUGCCUGUGCUGGCCCUAGUACAUCUGGCCUACCGGUUUCACCUGUUGCUCCUUCCAUGAUGACUUCUACUGUUAUAACUCAACAUGGCAGUCCUUCCCCUGAAUCUACCACGGUUUCUCCUCCUCCUCCUCAGACUGAGCCUAAAACAACAGAUUAUCCUUCCAUACUGGGUGGUCAAAUUACAACUCAAUUUUUUCCUUCCACUGAACAAAACACAGUCAUACUUCCUGUUGCACCUCCUACAGGAUCUAACAAUGCCAUUGUUUCUUCUGCUACAACUAACAGAGUCCUUACUACGGUGUCAUCUACCAAACCUACUACUGCUUCUUCUGUAGUGAUGGAUUCCUCUGAAUCCAUCACUGCAGUAUCUCGCCCUACAUCAUUUGCCAAAUCUACAGCAGCAGUGUCCUCUGCUAUGCCUUCCCCUGCAUCCAACAUGAACACUUCUUCUGAUAUGCAUUCCACCACUGAUGACAUUGGAAGUUCAGAACUUCCACCCAUCACCAAUACUUUUAAUGCCUCAGAUGUUGAGAAAAUAGUUUCUAAAUUGGAGGAGGAAUUGUCUGCAGAAAAUAUAGCACCAGCUCUGGCAAGAGAGAUGGUGAACAGAGUUAGUCAACUCCUAAAUAUUCCUGAGCCACAGAUUUCUCCUAUGUCUAAAAGAAUAAUAAAAAUAGUGGAUGCAAUUGGCUUAAAAGUGAACUUCUCAACAGAAUCCAUUAAUAUGACUUCUCCUUCCUUGGCUCUGGCAGUCUUGAAAGUGAACAGCAGCUUCUUCAGCAAAGUUUCAUUUGCUGUUGAAGCUUCCUCAGACCUUCAGGUUACUCUGGGAAAUCAAGCACCUACAAAGAAUGUUGGAGCCAUUACACUUCCGUCCUCAGUAAUGGGAAAUUUGUCAUCUAAAGCUAUGCAAGAAGCUUCUAGAAUUACAUUUAACUUUUUUGAAAAGACAACUUUGUUUCAGGACCCCUCACUGAAAAAUUUGUCUCUGAUCAGCCAUGUUAUAUCAUCAAGUGUUGCUAACCUCACAAUUAACAACUUGAAGACUAAUGUUACUGUCACACUACAAAAUGCCAUGCCUACUCAGGUUCAAACGGAACUGGAACAGGAGCAUUUGACUGUGAGAUGUGCCUUCUGGGACUUCACUAAAAAUGGUGGCAAAGGAGGCUGGUCCUAUGAAGGCUGUGUGGUUACAGAGAGAAGGACAAAUGAAACAAUCUGUAGCUGCAACCACCUCACAAGCUUUGGAGUAUUACUGGACUUAUCAAGAAAUCCCUCUAUAACUCCCGUGCAAGUACUGAUUCUGACUUUCAUCACCUACAUAGGCUGUGGCCUGUCAGCAAUUUUUCUUUCCAUUACCCUUGUUACAUACAUUGCAUUUGAGAAAAUACGGAGAGAUUAUCCUUCUAAAAUCCUUAUUCAGCUAUGUGUUGCAUUACUUCUACUGAACCUAGUUUUCCUCCUGAAUUCCUGGAUUGCUCUAUCUAAUAUACGAGGCGUGUGCAUCUCAGUUGCUUUAUUUCUACAUUAUUUCCUUUUGGCUUCUUUCACUUGGAUGGGCCUUGAAGCCUUUCAUAUGUAUCUUGCCCUUGUCAAAGUGUUUAAUACGUAUGUUAGGAAAUACAUCUUAAAAUUCUGCAUUAUUGGCUGGGGAGUACCAGCAAUAAUAGUAGCCAUUGUAUUGGCAAUAUCUCCAGAUAACUACGGACUUGGAUCAUAUGGAAAGUUUCCCAAUGGUUCAUCUGAUGAAUUCUGCUGGAUUAACAAUAAUGUUGUCUUUUACAUUACCGUUGUGGGAUACUUUUGCAUAAUAUUCUUGUUGAAUAUCAGCAUGUUCAUAGUAGUGCUGAUUCAGCUUUGCAGAAUAAAAAAGAAGAAACAACUUGGUACUCAGCGGAAAACCAGUAUUCAAGAUCUCAGGAGUAUUGCUGGCAUCACAUUCUUAUUGGGAAUUACUUGGGGAUUUGCCUUUUUCGCAUGGGGUCCUGUAAAUCUUGUCUUUAUGUAUCUCUUUGCCAUUUUUAACACCUUGCAAGGGUUUUUUAUUUUUAUCUUCUACUGUGUAGCAAAGGAAAAUGUUCGUAAACAGUGGAGAAGGUACCUGUGUUGUGGAAAAUACAGGCUGGCAGAAAAUUCUGACUGGAGUAGAACUGCUACUAAUGGCUUAAAGAAGCAGAAUGUUAACCAAGGUGUAUCCAGUUCUUCCCAUUCCUUGCAAUCAAACAGUAACUCCACUAAUUCCACUUCAGUGCUAAUGAAUAAUGAUUAUUCAGUGCAUGCAAAUGGGAAUGGAAAUGUAUCUAGUGAGAAGAAUGGUGUUGCUUUUAAUGUACAGAAUGGUGAUGUGAGACUUCAUGACUUCUCAGGAAAACAGAUCGUAUUUCAUGAGAACAAUGACACAGGUCAUAAAAAGCCUCGCAUUUCAUUGAGAAGGACUUCAAAGAGAGGGAACCUACACUUCAUUGAACCAAUGUGACGUUCUUAAGCAGUCUCCAUUGUUUUACAGUGUGAAAUACAGAUUUAACUGUUUUACAUAAUGUGAGAAGACCAAAAAAAGAACAUUAUUUAAUAUACGUUAACAAAGCUUCAAGGCAGCCUUGGAUUGUCAAAGAAUGUUACCUUGGAUUGUCAAAGUGUUUGUUUUUUCUUCUUCCUUUAAUGUUAGUGAUACCAAUUGACAAGGGACUUUAGUUGUAGUAUCAUGGUUGGAAAAUACAUCCAGCUUAAUUCACUUAUUAAAAUAAUGUAUUUUUGAAGAUUCUGUUACAAGUUAAAACUGCUGUUAGAAAUAAGUGAAACCAUGAUGCAGCAAUCUUGUUUAAAUAUAGAUAAUUACAAGCUAAACUUUGGAAAAAAUGCUUAAAUUAUCUUUAAAAGUAUGUGACCUCUACACCUUUUUAAUAGGUUGUAUUCACAGACAUAGUAUUGUAUAUAAGCAAAACAACAUCUACCUUUUGGUUUUCCUAUAACCUAUCCCUAUUUUAUCCUAUUUUAUCCUAUAGGAUAAAAUUAUCCUAUAAUUUUAUAUUUAUUUCUUGUAAAUUAAAUUUAAUAUUCCUUUGUAUAGAAAUAGUUGUAUGUGUUUUUGAAACAUUAUUGUAAUUAUGAAUUUGUACAUAUUAUUUCAGUUAACUCCAAAUACUUUAUACAUAAAAACUUGUUCUGUAUGUGAAAUAACUUAAAAUAGUCAUAUUACAAAAAUCAUAGGACAAUGAUAAAUUUUAAAUAUGAAUUCCUUGA